AUGAAUCAUCCCAGGGAACAAUAUGGGCAAAGUGGCCGAAAGUUGCGCCUUUUGAAGACAGGGUCACCGUUUGAUGACCAGGAGCAAGACCGCCUGGAUUUUUUUCAUAAGGUCUUCUCUAUUGCGCUGAUGUCUGAAAAGAUAGUCCAUGUACCGUAUCCCAAAAACGGUCGCUUUCUUGACUUGGGAUGCGGGACGGGAAUAUGGGCUAUUGACAUAGCACAGCAGUUGCCUAGUGCUUUUGUUGUUGGUGUUGAUCUUGCUCCCAUUCAACCGCCCAACAAGCCUGAAAACUGCAUUUUUCGGGCUCCUUUCGACCUUGAAAGCACAUGGACCCUGGGUGAAAAUGAGUGGGAUGUUAUAUAUCUGCGAAUGGGUUGCGGGGAUAUAUCCGACUGGCAAGGUCUCUACCGGAAGGUAUAUGCUCACCUAUGUGAUGGCGGUUGGCUCGAGCAGAUAGAGAUUGACUUCACACCGCGUUCUGUGAGACAUACAAAAGACGACUGUGCAAUGCAGUUCUGGUAUCAGAGCCUGACCCAGGCAACAGAGAAGGCCAUGAGACCAUUGGCUCACUGCCCUCAGUGGACGAUGCAGAAACUACAGGAAGCUGGUUUUGUGGAGAUUCAUCAUCAUCAGGUCGGGCUUCCUUUGGGCCAGUGGCACAACGAUGAUUAUGAACGGCUCGUUGGUCUCUGGUACCGUCAAGCAUUCACCGAAAGUAUUGAGCCACUUAGCGUUGUUCCCUUUAGAAGCGUCCUUGGAUGGAGUCCUGACCAAAUCCGGCACCUUGCCACCCAGGUCAAAUCAGAAGCGUUAACAGAGGACAACUGCAACUAUAAUAUCUUGCAUCUGUAUCGAGCACGUCGACCCAUGUAUUAG
Aspergillus welwitschiae is the source of this 879-nucleotide messenger RNA. Its product is annotated as class I SAM-dependent methyltransferase. NCBI's taxonomy places the organism in Eukaryota, Fungi, Ascomycota, Eurotiomycetes, Eurotiales, Aspergillaceae. The transcript has a single exon. Bases 1 to 879 code for a protein of 292 amino acids. The record is from RefSeq and is a predicted model, not a curated record. Gene Ontology annotation, molecular function: methyltransferase activity.